ACUAGAGGUACCAAAUCUCGCGAGAUCGCGCGCGCCUUCCUGCCCUUCACAGAGGCCAAGAUGGCGACGGCCACUCGCCUUAUCCAGCGCCUCCGCAAUUUCUUGGCUGGGCGGGAUCUCCAGGCGAAGCUGGCGCUGCGCUACACGGAGAUCUCCAAGAGAAGCCAGCCGCCGCCUCGGCUCCCGGUGGGCCCCAGUCACAAGCUGGCCGGGAACUAUUACUGCAGCCGAGAUGGACGGCGGGAGGCUCUGCCGCCCAUCGUGGUGGUGGCGGGGCAGAAGACACUGGCUGCGGGGACACAGGCUGGUGGUUCAGGCUCUGCAGUGACAAUAGCUGAGAAGAAACCGGUGACACCCGGACCAGCACUGAAGAAGUGGGAGAUUUCAAAAGACCAGCCGUAUUUGUGAGAAAUAAAAGUGGUGGGGCUGGGUGCGCAGGUCACAGUCCGUUAUGCGGUGGCGCUCUAAUGGGGAGGCUUCUGGUGCAUUUCGGAACAGCAGUGCUGCAUGGACCUUGUCCCAUUGCUGUGGUGCACGUCUAAUAAAUAUAUUUAAAGUUGUGAA
Cuculus canorus (common cuckoo) is the source of this 564-nucleotide messenger RNA. RefSeq names its product NADH:ubiquinone oxidoreductase subunit A7 (gene NDUFA7). The transcript has 4 exons. Gene Ontology annotation, cellular component: mitochondrial inner membrane. Gene Ontology annotation, biological process: ATP synthesis coupled electron transport; mitochondrial electron transport, NADH to ubiquinone. Lineage: Eukaryota; Metazoa; Chordata; Aves; Cuculiformes; Cuculidae. Bases 61 to 408 code for a protein of 115 amino acids. The record is from RefSeq and is a predicted model, not a curated record.